AUGAAGUAUUAUUUGUUCAUAAUACUUUUAGUAGUAUGUGUAAAUCAAAAUUUUGCGCAGGAUGAAGGCGAUGAAGAAAUUGCGCAGGAAUUAUUGGACGGCGAUGAAGAAAUUGCGCAGGAGCUAUUGGAAGGCGAAGAAGUUACUGCAGUUGACUUACCUCAGCCAUCACAAUCAAUGGUAAAUGCAGUGAUAGGUAUUCCUGUCGUAAUUUUGAAUGGAGUUGAGAACAUGACAAGAGUAACUGUUUCAUUGUCUUCAAAUGGAACUCCAUUAUUUGGAUUUGAUAAUAACUUAGGAAGUCCCACACAAAAUGCAGAGCCACGUGAAUCGACUGGAUAUGUUCCUGGAAGCAUUAUACAAGGCAUUAGCCAGGCUGUAGGAAGUGGAUUCAAUCAAAUAGGCUUAAAUGGAAUUGGAAACACUAUUACGGAUUUUGGAACACAAGCAGGAAGAUUCGUAUCUAUUGUGCCUAAUAUUUGGGGAAAUAUCGCAAAAAAUGUAUUUGAUAACAUUGAAGUACCUGCGUCGAGUAGUAGAUUUCCCGUAUUUGGUUCAGUUUUCCAAAAUAUGAUUACAAGAUCAACAAUGAGAAAAGCACAAGAUUUAGCGAGGAAAUUUGAAUAUGAAGUUUCAAGAAGUGCAAUGUAUAAUAUGGAAGUAUUAGAUGCAGAUUUCGCAGAAUUUGAAAGAUAUACCAAAAGAUAUGAAGCAAUAGGAAAAUACGAAAUUCAUCGUCAAGUCACAGAGGUAAGCAACAGUUUAGACGAUCUAUUACAAAAUGAGAAGAUGUCAGAAGCAGCAAAACAAUGCAUAAGAGAACAACACGAAAAAGCGCAAGAAGUAAUGCAAAGUGCAGAUGAUGCUUUAAAAACUUGUUUAGAAGAAAGAAGAGACGAAGCAAAUGCUAUUUACAAUGAAACUCAACAAACCGUACACGAGUUAGGAAAGAAAACCGAAGAAAUAGCAAAAGAAUAUGCAGCAUGCUUGCAAUUACUACCAAACACACAAAAUACGGAACGAUGCUUCCAAGGGGUAAAACAACAUCAAAUUAUUGUUCAACAAGAAUUUGAAGAUAAAGUUAAAGAACUGUCAGAUAGACUAGAAAUGCUAAAAGAAGAAGUAGAAGAAUGUGCUUUACCAGCAGUGCAGCAAGCAGAAGAAGAAGUUCAGAAAAUUAUUGAAGCUGCCAAGGAGUGCCUCAAAUUAGAAGAUCCAGGGACAGAAACCCCAACAGAAGAACCUGCAGAGUCAAAGGAACCUGUGGAAGAAUCAGAACAGCCAUCAGUUGAACCCGAGCAACCAGCAGUUGAACCCGAGCAACCAGCAGUUGAACCCGAGCAACCAGCAGUUGAGCCAGAACAGCCAGAACAGCCAGAACAGCCAGCAGUUGAGCCAGAACAGCCAGCUCCAGCCGUUGAGCCAGAACAGCCAGCCGUUGAACCAGAACAUCCAGCAGUUGAACCCGAGCAACCAGCAGUUGAACCCGAGCAACCAGCAGUUGAACCCGAGCAACCAGCAGUUGAACCCGAGCAACCAGCAGUUGAACCCGAGCAACCAGCAGUUGAACCCGAGCAACCAGCAGUUGAACCCGAGCAACCAGCAGUUGAACCCGAGCAACCAGCAGUUGAACCCGAGCAACCAGCAGUUGAACCAGAACAGCCAGUAGUUGAACCCGAGCAGCCAGCCGUUGAACCCGAGCAGCCCGCCGUUGAACCAGAACAGCCCGCCGUUGAACCAGAACAGCCCGCCGUUGAACCAGAACAGCCCGCCGUUGAACCAGAACAGCCCGCCGUUGAACCCGAGCAACCAGCAGUUGAACCCGAGCAACCAGCAGUUGAACCCGAGCAACCAGCAGUUGAACCCGAGCAACCAGCAGUUGAACCCGAGCAACCAGUAGUUGAACCCGAGCAACCAGCAGUUGAACCCGAGCAACCAGCAGUUGAAACCGAGCAACCAGCAGUUGAACCCGAGCAACCAGCAGUUGAACCCGAGCAACCAGCAGUUGAACCCGAGCAACCAGCAGUUGAACCCGAGCAACCAGCAGUUGAACCCGAGCAACCAGCAGUUGAACCCGAGCAACCAGCAGUUGAACCCGAGCAACCAGCAGUUGAACCCGAGCAACCAGCAGUUGAACCCGAGCAACCAGCAGUUGAACCCGAACAACCAGCAGUUGAACCCGAGCAACCAGCAGUUGAACCCGAGCAACCAGCAGUUGAACCCGAGCAACCAGUAGUUGAACCCGAGCAGCCAGCAGUUGAACCCGAGCAACCAGCAGUUGAACCAGAACAGCCAGCAGUUGAACCAGAACAGCCAGCAGUUGAACCAGAACAGCCAGCAGUUGAACCCGAGCAACCAGCAGUUGAACCCGAGCAACCAGCAGUUGAACCCGAGCAACCUGCAGUUGAACCCGAGCAACCUGCAGUUGAACCCGAGCAACCAGCUGUAGAGCCAGAGCAGCCAGCAGUUGAGUCAGAGCAGCCAGCAGUUGAGCCAGAGCAGCCAGCAGUUGAACCCGAAGAGCCAGCAGUUGAACCCAAAGAGCCAGCAGUGGAACCCGAACAACCAGCAGUUGAACCCGAGCAACCAGCUGUUGAACCCGAGCAACCAGCUGUUGAACCCGAACAACCAGCAGUUGAACCCGAACAACCAGCAGUUGAACCCGAACAACCAGCUGUUGAACCCGAACAACCAGCAGUUGAACCCGAACAACCAGCAGUUGAGCCAGAACAGCCAUCAGUUGAAGCCGAACAACCAGCAGUUGAACCCGAACAGCCAGCAGUUGAGCCAGAACAGCCAGCACCAGCCGUUGAGCCAGAACAGCCAGCCGUUGAGCCAGAACAUCCAGCAGUUGAACCCGAGCAACCAGCAGUUGAACCCGAGCAACCUGCAGUUGAACCCGAGCAACCAGCAGUUGAACCCGAGCAACCAGCAGUUGAGCCAGAACAGCCAGUAGUCGAACUCGAGCAGCCAGCCGUUGAACCCGAGCAGCCCGCCGUUGAACCAGAACAGCCCGCCGUUGAACCAGAACAGCCCGCCGUUGAACCAGAACAGCCCGCCGUUGAACCAGAACAGCCCGCCGUUGAACCGACAGUUGAACCCGAGCAACCAGCAGUUGAACCCGAGCAACCAGCAGUUGAACCCGAGCAACCAGCAGUUGAACCCGAGCAACCAGCAGUUGAACCCGAGCAACCAGCAGUUGAACCCGAGCAACCAGGAGUUGAACCCGAGCAGCCAGUAGUUGAACCCGAGCAGCCAGCCGUUGAACCCGAGCAGCCAGCCGUUGAACCCGAGCAACCAGCAGUUGAACCCGAGCAACCAGCAGUUGAACCCGAGCAACCAGCAGUUGAACCCGAGCAACCUGCAGUUGAACCCGAGCAACCAGCUUUGAGCCAGAGCAGCCAGCAGUUGAGCCAGAGCAGCCAGCAGUUGAGCCAGAGCAGCCAGCAGUUGAGCCAGAGCAGCCAGCAGUUGAACCCGAAGACAGUUGAACCCGAGCAACCAGCAGUUGAACCCGAACAACCAGCUGUUGAACCCGAACAACCAGCAGUUGAACCCGAACAACCAGCUGUUGAAUCCGAACAACCAGCAGUUGAACCCGAACAACCAGCAGUUGAACCCGAACAACCAGCAGUUGAACCCGAACAACCAGCAGUUGAACCCGAACAACCAGCAGUUGAACCCGAACAACCAGCAGUUGAACCCGAACAACCAGCAGUUGAACCCGAACAACCAGCAGUUGAACCAGAACAGCCAGCAGUUGAGCCAGAGCAGCCAGCAGUUGAGCCAGAGCAGCCAGCAGUUGAGCCAGAGCAGCCAGCAGUUGAGCCAGAGCAGCCAGCAGUUGAGCCAGAGCAGCCAGCAGUUGAACCCGAAGAGCCAGCAGUUGAACCCAAAGAGCCAGCAGUGGAACCCGAACAACCAGCAGUUGAACCCGUACAACCAGCAGUUGAACCCGAGCAACCAGCUGUUGAACCCGAACAACCAGCAGUUGAACCCGAACAACCAGCAGUUGAACCCGAACAACCAGCAGUUGAACCCGAACAACCAGCAGUUGAACCCGAACAACCAGCAGUUGAACCCGAACAACCAGCAGUUGAACCCGAACAACCAGCAGUUGAACCCGAACAACCAGCAGUUGAACCCGAACAACCAGCAGUUAAACCCGAACAACCAGCAGUUGAACCCGAACAACCAGCAGUUAAACCCGAGCAACCAGCUGUUGAACCCGAACAACCAGCAGUUGAACCCGAACAACCAGCAGUUGAACCCGAACAACCAGCAGUUGAACCCGAACAGCCAGCAGUUGAGCCAGAACAGCCAGCAGUUGAAGCCGAACAACCAGCAGUUGAACCCGAACAACCAGCAGUUGAACCCGAGCAACCAGCAGUUGAUCCCGAACAACCAGCAAACCAGAACAGCCAGCAGUUGAGCCAGAACAGCCAGCAGUUAAGCCAGAACAGCCAGCGGUUGAGCCAGAACAGCCAGCGGUUGAGCCAGAACAGCAGCCAGAACAGCAGCCAGAACAGCCAGAACAGCAGCCAGAACAGCCAGAACAGCCAGAACAGCAGCCAGAACAGCCAUCACCCGCCGUUGAACCCGAGCAACCAGCCGUUGAGCCAGAACAGCCCGCCGUUGAACCCGAGCAACCAGCCGUUGAACCCGAGCAACCAGCCGUUGAACCCGAGCAACCAGCCGUUGAACCCGAGCAACCAGCCGUUGAACCCGAGCAACCAGCCGUUGAACCCGAGCAACCAGCCGUUGAACCCGAGCAACCAGCCGUUGAACCCGAGCAACCAGCCGUUGAACCCGAGCAACCAGCCGUUGAACCCGAGCAACCAGCCGUUGAAACCCGAGCAACCAGCCGUUGAACCCGAGCAACCAGCCGUUGAACCCGAGCAACCUGCCGUUGAACCCGAGCAACCAGCCGUUGAACCCGAGCAACCAGCCGUUGAACCCGAGCAACCAGCAGUUGAACCCGAGCAACCAGCAGUUGAACCCGAGCAACCAGCAGUUGAACCCGAGCAACCAGCAGUUGAACCCGAGCAACCAGCAGUUGAACCCGAGCAACCAGCAGUUGAACCCGAGCAACCAGCAGUUGAACCCGAGCAACCAGCAGUUGAACCCGAGCAACCAGCAGUUGAACCCGAGCAACCAGCAGUUGAACCCGAGCAACCAGCAGUUGAACCCGAGCAACCAGCAGUUGAACCCGAGCAACCAGCAGUUGAGCCAGAACAGCCAGUAGUUGAACCCGAGCAGCCAGCCGUUGAACCAGAACAGCCCGCCGUUGAACCAGAACAGCCCGCCGUUGAACCAGAACAGCCCGCCGUUGAACCCGAACAACCAGCAGUUGAACCCGAGCAACCAGCAGUUGAACCCGAGCAGCCAGCAGUUGAACCCGAGCAGCCAGCCGUUGAACCCGAGCAGCCAGCCGUUGAACCCGAGCAGCCCGCCGUUGAACCAGAACAGCCAGCAGUUGAACCCGAGCAACCAGCAGUUGAACCCGAGCAACCAGCAGUUGAACCCGAGCAACCAGCAGUUGAACCCGAGCAACCAGCAGUUGAACCCGAGCAACCAGCAGUUGAACCUGAGCAACCUGCAGUUGAACCCGAGCAACCAGCUGUAGAGCCAGAACAGCCAGCAGUUGAACCAGAACAGCCAGCAGUUGAGCCAGAGCAGCCAGCAGUUGAGCCAGAGCAGCCAGCAGUUGAACCCGAAGAGCCAGCAGUUGAACCCGAAGAGCCAGCAGUUGAACCCAAAGAGCCAGCAGUGGAACCCGAACAACCAGCAGUUGAACCCGAACAACCAGCAGUUGAACCCGAGCAACCAGCAGUUGAACCCGAACAACCAGCAGUUGAACCCGAACAACCAGCAGUUGAACCCGAACAACCAGCAGUUGAACCCGAACAACCAGCAGUUGAACCCGAACAACCAGCAGUUGAACCCGAACAACCAGCAGUUGAACCCGAACAGCCAGCAGUUGAGCCAGAACAGCCAGCAGUUGAGCCAGAACAGCCAGCAGUUGAACCCGAACAGCCAGCAGUUGAAGCCGAACAACCAGCAGUUGAACCCGAACAACCAGCAGUUGAGCCAGAACAGCCAGCAUUGAGCCAGAACAGCCUGCAGUUGAGCCAGAACAGCCUGCAGUUGAGCCAGAACAACCAGCAGUUGAGCCAGAACAACCAGCAGUUGAACCCGAGCAACCAGCCGUUGAACCCGAGCAACCAGCCGUUGAACCCGACCCUUGAACCCGAACAACCAGCCGUUGAACCCGAGCAACCAGCCGUUGAACCUGAACAACCACCAGUUGAGCCCGAGCAACCACCAGUUGAGCCCGAGCAACCACCAGUUAAACCCGAGCAACCACCAGUUGAGCCCGAACAACCAGCAGUUGAACCCGAGCAACCAGCAGUUGAGCCAGAACAGCCAGCCCCGUUGAGCCAGAACAGCCAGCCGUUGAGCCAGAACAGCCAGCCGUUGAACCCGACAGUUGAACCCGAGCAACCAGCAGUUGAACCCGAGCAGCCAGCAGUUGAGCCCGAGCAACCAGCAGUUGAGCCAGAACAGCCAGCAAUUGAACCCGAGCAGCCAGCAGUGGAACCCGAACAACCAGCAGUUGAACCCGAACAACCAGCUGUUGAACCCGAACAACCAGCAGUUGAACCCGAACAACCAGCAGUUGAGCCAGAUCAGCCAGCAGUUGAACCCGAGCAACCAGCAGUUGAACCCGAGCAACCAGCAGUUGAGCCAGAACAGCCAGCAGAACAGCCAGCAGUUGAGCCAGAACAACCAGCAGUUGAGCCAGAACAGCCAGCAGUUAAGCCAGAACAACCAGCAGUUGAACCCGAGCAACCAGCAGUUGAACCCGAGCAACCAGCAGUUGAACCCGAGCAACCAGCAGUUGAACCCGAGCAACCAGCAGUUGAUCCAGAACAGCCAGCAGUUGAGCCCGAACAACCAGCAGUUGAGCCCGAACAACCAACAGUUGAACCCGAGCAACCAGCAGUUGAGCCCGAACAACCAGCAGUUGAGCCAGUACAGCCAGCAGUUGAACCCGAGAAACCAGCAGUUGAGCCAGUACAGCCAGCAGUUGAACCCGAGAAACCAGCAGUUGAGCCAGAACAGCCCUUAGUUGAACCCGAACAACCAGCAGUUGAACCCGAGCAACCAGCAGUUGAACCCGAGCAACCAGCAGUUGAACCCGAGCAACCAGCAGUUGAACCCGAGCAACCAGCAGUUGAACCCGAGCAACCAGCAGUUGAACCCGAGCAACCAGCAGUUGAGCCAGAACAGCCAGCACCAGCAGUUGAGCCAGAACAGCCAGCAGUUGAACCCGAGCAACCAGCAGUUGAGCCAGAACAGCCCGCAGUUAAACCCGAGCAACCAGCAGUUGAGCCACCAGUAAAACCUACUACCACGGUUGAUAAGAUCGCAAAGAUGGUAGAUGAUGUGAUCGAUAAUGCCUUGGAAGCACUUAGUGGAUUCUUGGGUCGGAUCAACCUUGGAUCGCGAAAAGUUUAA
This is a messenger RNA of Ctenocephalides felis (cat flea), 7521 nucleotides long. Its product is annotated as titin homolog. The transcript is spliced from 24 exons. The record is from RefSeq and is a predicted model, not a curated record. Bases 1 to 7521 code for a protein of 2506 amino acids. Lineage: Eukaryota; Metazoa; Arthropoda; Insecta; Siphonaptera; Pulicidae.